Messenger RNA from Stegodyphus dumicola, 2594 nucleotides. RefSeq names its product hexokinase-2-like. Gene Ontology annotation, biological process: glucose 6-phosphate metabolic process; glycolytic process; glucose metabolic process. Lineage: Eukaryota; Metazoa; Arthropoda; Arachnida; Araneae; Eresidae. The record is from RefSeq and is a predicted model, not a curated record. Gene Ontology annotation, molecular function: fructokinase activity; D-glucose binding; glucokinase activity. Gene Ontology annotation, cellular component: mitochondrion; cytosol.
GAUCCAAUCUUGUUUUAAAGGACGUUCGGAAAGGUUUGAUAGUUCCUUUAGGUUCGUGGACGUUUGUCCUUCAAGUACGUUUAUUCUAAAUACUCGUACCAAUACUUGUAUCUCAUACUCUCUGCAAAAAUGACUGAAAAUCGUAGAAAGGUUGAUGCUAUGCUCAAAGAUUUUAUUCUUACAAAUGAUGCACUUCUUAAAGUUUCUGCCCUUUUAUUGCAAGAAUUCAAUAAAGGUCUGAGUUCUGCAUAUCAUAAUGAAGCAACUGUUAAAAUGUUUCCUACAUUUGUAAGAGAUGUUCCAGAUGGCUCAGAAAAGGGAAAAUUUCUUGCUCUUGACUUGGGAGGGACCAAUUUCCGUGUUUUAUGCAUUGAUUUGGAUGGAGACCAAUGUAACAUGGUAAAUGAAAUAUACGAAAUUCCUGAAUACAUAAUGCUUGGCUCAGGUGAGCAAUUGUUUGACCAUAUUGCUGAUUGCCUGGGACAUUACUUGGUAACACUUGGUUUAACCCACAGAACUUUACCUCUUGGAUUCACAUUUAGUUUUCCUUGUGUACAGAAAGGUUUAACAAGUGCCUUUCUUGUUGGCUGGACUAAAGGAUUUAACUGCUCUGGUGUUCAGGGAGAAGAUGUAGUUCAGUUACUCCGUCAAGCAGUUAAACGAAAAGGAAAGAGCAUAGAUGUUGUGGCAAUUGUAAAUGAUACUACUGGUACCUUGAUGUCAUGCGCACACAAAAAUAGAGAUUGUCGAGUUGGAUUGAUUGUUGGAACCGGUACAAAUGCUUGCUAUAUGGAAAAUUUGGAUAAUGUGGAGACGUGGCCAGUUAAUCGGGAUGAACCUAAUCAAGUCAUAAUUAAUACAGAGUGGGGUGCAUUUGGUGAUAAUGGUUGCUUGGACUUCCUGAGAACUGAAUUUGAUCAUCAAGUUGAUGAAAAUUCAUUAAAUAAAGGAAAACAAUUGUAUGAGAAAAUGAUAUCGGGAAUGUACAUGGGAGAAAUAGUUCGAAGAAUUGUUGUUAAGCUUGCAAAUGAAGGCUUAAUGUUUAAAGGAAAUUUAUCAGAAAAAUUCAACACUCCUUAUGCUUUUAAAACCAAAUAUGUUUCAAACGUUGAAAGUGACCCAAGACACAAAAAUACUGAAACAGAGAUUGUCCUGAAAAAGAUGGGUAUUUCUGAAGCAUCUGGUGAAGACUGUGAUAUUCUCAAACUUGUGUGUACAAGAGUAUCGACCCGAGCAGCACACUUAGUUUCAGCUGGUGUAGCCACAAUAUUGAAUAAAAUGAAGCGAACUCACACAACUGUUGGAGUUGAUGGCUCUGUUUACCGAUAUCAUCCUCAUUUUAGGGAACUUAUGGAAAGUAAAAUUGAUGAAUUAACAGAUCCUAAUUAUAAAUUUGAACUAAUGUUAUCUGAAGAUGGAAGUGGUCGAGGAGCUGCACUAGUAGCUGCUGUAGCUGUACGGUGCACUAAGUAAAUUAUACAUGUAUUAUUUAAAAACAUAGAUUGUAAUUUAUGCCAAAUGUCUAUAUUGAAAAUGUCAGAGAUACUCUUCUUUCAAAUGAGGUGACCUUCUCUCUGAGAAGUCAGUAUAUUGUGAUAUUGUUUUAAGAUAAGUAAUAUGUUUCUGGUGCUGCAUACUUUUCAUAGAAUAAUUGCAGCAUUCAUUGAAAAAUGACUUUAUGCUUUAAGCAGAUGUUCUUUAAUCUUAAAAUUAUUUUAUUCUAAUUCCAUCCAUGUCAGUUCAGUUAUGUAUAAUAGUGUAAUUUUUUUUAAAUUGACAAAUCAUGUUGUUAAUGUCUAAUGUCUGACAUCAGGUUUAAUCAAUUCAUUGUCAAACUGCAUUUAUACAGUAUUGGUGCUUUUACAUGUGUAGCAUUUAAAAUAUGCAUUUUUUUUUUAUUUUUAAUCUUUGUAUAGUAUUCAUAUUUUUAAUUUUACUCUGUAAUGAGUUUAUGGCAUGAGACUUAUUACUAGAGUUGCUAUUUUAGGUAUACAGUAAUUAUUUUAUAAAUAAAUACUAGUUCUUUUAUAAAUCUUUAGAAUCUCAUUUUUAGCAUAAUUGUGAUAGUUUGAUUAUAUUUUGUUGUGAUAACACAUUGAAAUAUCUAGUAAACACUCAACUGGGUUGUAAGAAAAUAUUUUAGUCUUUCAUAGAAUUUUUUUAUAGACCGAAAACCUAUCAGUUAAAUAAGCAGGUUUCUGAUUAAUUCUAUAAAUUUCAUUUUUACUGCAUUUUGAAAAAGAGGGCAAUCUUAUCUGUUUUUAGCUCAUACUACUUGAAAUGAAUUUUUAGCUAUAUGUCUUAAUUUUGUUAUUGAAGUGAAGAUGUUUUUAAUAUGAAACAUUUCCAUAUUUAUAGUGUUAGAAUAAAAUUGUUGUUUGCAUAGCUAUUGAGUGAAAUGUUUGUAUUAUGAAAUUUUAAUGUUACGAUAAUUGCAAGAAAGGAUCACUUAAAUUACAUUUCAAGUAUGUAAUAGACUUUGUGAAGGUCUUGAAAUACAAGAUGUGCCUCUUUAUCUUGAAUAUGAUGUAUUUGAAUGUAUUGAAAAGUUGAAUGAAAUGCUUGUAUAAUAAAAGGUUUCGGUUGCCUUGUGA